UCUUCUACCUUUAUUCUUUCGCCACUUUUUAGGGUUUCAAUUGAACCCGUCCCUCCCUUAUUCUUCUUCUUCUUCCCCAUUUCGACUCAGCAGACUCUGUAUAGCUUUCGGUUUUGGAAUUUCUGUCAAUUCGAUUGUUGGGGGUUUCAAUUUGGGUUUUGUGGAGUAAAGAAUCUAGGGUUUUAAAUUGGGGGUUUGUUGUUGGCUAGCUGAUUCUCACUAAGAUUGUGUCUUUUCUUGUGUGGGUUGUGGGAGUUUGUUGAUUGUGAGUUUGGAUUCUGCUUGAGAAAGAUGCAAGUGAUCAUCGGAUCUUGGACGGUUUGAUCGCCGCUCUUGGCGAGCGAGUUAACAAAUUGAGGGGGUUGGGGUUCUUGUAUGGAAACUCGGAGCCGGAAGCGGGCGGAGGCCUCCUCAGCUGCCCCUUCAUCUUCGUCUUCUGGUCUCGCUACCCGUUCUAGCAAGCGUACCCGUGUAUCUGCCUCUUCGACCUCGAACGCUGCCACAGCUCCUGCCGCCGCCGCGGCCGCCGUUGUUUCAACCCGUUCCCGUUCCUCUAGGACUCUCAACGAGUUAUUGCCCUCUUCUGCUCCCAUGGAUAAUACCAAUGAAUCAUCUGGCUCGCGUGGCCGUGAUCGUCGCUCUAAGAAUUCUGACAAGGAUGGUUCAGAUAAAGGAAAGGAGAAAGAACACGAGGUUAGGGUUAGGGAUAGAGAGAGAGAAAGGGAAAGGGAAGCUGAAAGAAACCUGGGGUUGAAUAUGGAGAGUGGAGGUAAUGGGGACGACGAUGAUAAUGAUAGUGAAGGUGGUAUGAAUAAUUUGCACCAAAAUUUGACUUUUUCUGCAAGUAGUGCACUUCAAGGGCUUCUUCGGAAGAUCGGAGCUGGGCUCGAUGAUCUACUACCAUCAUCGGCCAUGGGAUCAGCAUCUUCAUCACACCAGAGUGGUCGGCUUAAGAAGAUUCUAUCUGGGUUGCGAGCUGAUGGGGAAGAAGGAAAGCAAGUCGAGGCUUUGACUCAACUAUGUGAAAUGCUUUCUAUUGGGACCGAGGAAUCGCUCAGCACAUUUUCCGUGGAUUCAUUUGUUCCGGUGCUUGUGGGACUGCUUAAUCACGAAAGCAAUCCCGAUAUUAUGCUUCUUGCUGCCAGGGCACUCACUCAUCUAUGUGACGUGCUACCCUCAUCCUGUGCUGCGGUGGUCCAUUAUGGUGCAGUCUCGUGCUUUUGUGCAAGAUUACUAACGAUAGAGUAUAUGGAUUUAGCUGAACAGUCUCUGCAAGCUCUUAAAAAAAUAUCUCAGGAGCACCCAACUGCCUGUUUGCGUGCUGGUGCUCUCAUGGCAGUGCUUUCAUAUCUGGAUUUCUUCUCUACAGGAGUUCAGCGUGUGGCCUUGUCUACUGCUGCAAACAUGUGCAAGAAACUUCCCUCUGAUGCAGCGGAUUUUGUGAUGGAAGCUGUACCGCUGUUGACAAACCUACUUCAAUAUCAUGAUUCAAAUGUGUUGGAGCAUGCUUCUGUUUGUUUGACUCGGAUUGCUGAAGCAUUUGCAUCCUCUCCUGAUAAACUAGACGAGCUGUGUAAUUACGGACUUGUGACACAAACUGCCUCGCUCAUAUCGACCAGCAGUUCUGGAGGUGGACAAUCAUCUCUUAGCACACCUACAUAUACGGGAUUAAUCCGACUUCUCUCCACUUGUGCAAGUGGGUCCCCAUUGGGGUCUAAAACAUUACUUCUUCUGGGGAUCAGUGGUAUCCUUAAAGAUAUACUAUCCGGUUCUGGCAUUUCUGCUAACUCUUCAGUUUCACCUGCUUUGAGUAGGCCACCAGAGCAGAUUUUUGAGAUAGUUAGCUUGGCAAAUGAGCUUCUUCCCCCACUGCCCCAAGGAACAAUUUCCCUCCCGGCUAGCUUCAACAUUUUCAUGAAGGCACCUGUUGCGAAGAAGUCUUCUGCUGGCAGUUCUGGGAAACAAGAAGAUUUAAAUGGAAAUGUUAGCGAAGUUUCAGCUCGUGAGAAAUUAUUGAAUGAUCAGCCUGAGCUUCUUCGGCAAUUUGGAAGUGAUCUACUUCCAGUUCUAGUGCAGAUUUAUGGUUCUAGUGUAAAUGGUCCUGUCCGCCACAAAUGUCUUUCUGUUAUAGGGAAAUUGAUGUACUUCAGUCCUGCAGAGAUGAUCCAGUCCCUAUUAAGUGUGACAAACGUGUCAAGCUUCUUAGCCGGUGUUUUGGCAUGGAAGGAUCCGCAUGUUUUGGUUCCUGCACUUCAAAUUGCUGAAAUUCUUAUGGAAAAACUUCCUGGAACUUUCUCCAAGAUGUUUGUAAGGGAAGGUGUGGUUCAUGCAGUGGAUCAACUUAUUGUAGCUGGUAGCCCCACAGUCACUGCCCAAGCAUCUUCUGCGGAGAAGGAUAAUGAUUCAGUGACCGGAUCAUCACGCUCUAGGCGUUAUAGACGACGUGGUGUUAGCUCUAAUCCUGAUGGUAAUUCAGUGGAGGAUACUAAGAAUUCUUUAGUAGUUGGUUCACCUCCAAGUUCAGUGGAGAUACCAACGGUUAAUACUAAUAUUCGAAUGGCAGUAAGUGCUUGUGCUAAAUCCUUUAAAGAUAAUUAUUUCCAGUCGGAUGCUGGCAGUGUUGAGGUUGGAGUGACUGAUGAUCUCUUGCUUUUAAAGAAUCUUUGCUUGAAGUUGAAUGCCGGUGUUGAUGACCAAAAGACUAAAGCAAAGGGAAAAUCCAAAGCUUCUGGGUCUCGCUUGGCAGAUUGUUCUGCAAAUAAGGAAGAGUACUUGAUUGGGGUAAUUUCUGAGAUGCUAGCAGAACUAAGCAAAGGGGAUGGCGUGUCCACUUUUGAGUUCAUUGGUAGUGGUGCUGUUGCAGCCUUGCUCAACUAUUUUUCUUGCGGAUACUUCUCCAAGGAACGGGUUUCAGAAGCUAACCUACCAAAGCUUCGCCAACAAGCACUGAGAAGAUUCAAGGCAUUUGUUGCAGUUGCUCUUCCUUUUAGUGUUGAAGGGAGUGCUGCUCCUAUGACUGUUUUAGUUCAGAAGCUUCAGAAUGCUUUGUCGUCAUUGGAACGUUUUCCUGUUGUGCUGAGCCAUUCAUCUAGAUCAUCCACUGGAAGUGCACGACUAUCCUCUGGACUUAGUGCAUUAUCUCAGCCAUUUAAGUUGCGCCUUUGUCGAUCCCAAGGUGACAAAUCCCUUCGCGAUUAUUCAUCGAAUGUUGUGUUGAUUGAUCCAUUGGCUAGCUUAGCUGCUGUAGAAGAGUUUCUGUGGCCUCGAGUUCAGCGAGGUGAAUCUGGUCAGAAGCCUUCAGCAUCUGGUGGGAACUCAGAAUCUGGUACUACACCCAUAGGAGCUGGUGCUUCAUCUCCAUCUACUUCUACUCCUGCUUCCACCACUCGUCGGGCCACUCGCUCUAGAGCAACUGUCAAUAUAGGUGAUGGUUCUAGAAAGGAACCACCGCAAGAGAAGAGUGCAAGCUCAUCAAAAGGAAAGGGUAAAGCAGUUUUGAAACCUUCUCAAGAGGAGGGAAGAGGACCUCAAACUAGAAAUGCUGCACGUAGAAGAGCAGCUGUAGAUAAAGAUGCUCAACUAAAACACACAAAUGGGGACACUACUUCAGAGGAUGAGGAAUUGGAUAUAUCACCUGUUGAGAUUGACGAGGCUUUGGUAAUUGAAGAUGAUGAUAUCUCGGAUGAUGAAGAUGAUGACCAUGAUGAUGUUCUCAGAGAUGAUUCUUUACCUGAUUGCAUGCCCAUUCCUGACAAAGUUCAUGAUGUCAAAUUGGGUGACUCAGCUGAGGACAGCAGUACAGCUCAAGCAACAAGUGAUAGCCAGUCUAACCCUGCAUCUGGCUCUAGUAGUAGAGCUGCUGCAGUUAGGGGCUCGGAUUCCACUGAUCAUAGGAGUGGUAGUUCCUAUGGCUCUAGGGGUGCAAUGUCAUUUGCUGCUGCUGCCAUGGCUGGUCUUGGAUCUGCUAAUGGUAGAGGCUUCAGAGGAGGUCGAGAUCGACAUGGGCGUCCUCUUUUUGGUAGUUCUAAUGAUCCACCAAAAUUGAUCUUUACUUCCGGCGGGAAGCAACUUAAUAGGCAUUUGACCAUCUAUCAGGCUAUACAACGACAGCUUGUGCUGGAUGAGGAUGAUGAGGAGCGUUUUACUGGCAGUGAUUUCGUAUCAAGUGAUGGAAGCAGGCUGUGGAGUGAUAUAUAUACCAUUACAUACCAGAGGGCAGAUAGUCAAGCUGAAAGGGGUUCAGCUGGAGGAGCAAGCUCUAUUACUACAUCCAAAUCAACCAAAUUGGCAUCUGCUUCCAAUUCUAGCUCUGAUAGAAUGUCGCUGCUGGAUAGUAUUCUUCAGGGUGAGCUUCCAUGUGAUUUGGAGAAGUCUAAUUCUACUUACAAUAUAUUGGCACUACUACGUGUGUUGGAGGGCUUAAAUCAGCUUGCACCUCGUUUGAGGGCUCAGAUAAUUUCUGACAAUUUUGCUGAAGGGAGAGUUUCAAGUAUAGAAAACAUGAUUUCUACAGGUUCUCGUGUUUCUAUUGAGGAGUUUGUUAACAACAAGCUCACUCCUAAAUUAGCUCGACAAAUUCAAGAUGCUCUUGCAUUGUGUAGUGGAAGUCUUCCCUCAUGGUGCUACCAACUGACAAAGGCAUGCCCAUUCUUGUUUCCUUUUGAAACUCGCAGACAGUAUUUUUACUCAACUGCAUUUGGAUUAUCUCGUGCCUUGUAUCGUCUUCAGCAACAGCAGGGAGCUGAUGGUCAUGGAUCGGCAAAUUCUAGAGAGGUGAGGGUUGGGAGAUUGCAACGCCAAAAGGUUCGGGUCUCUCGAAACCGUAUUUUGGAUUCUGCAGCAAAAGUAAUGGAAAUGUAUUCAAGCCAAAAGGCUGUGCUUGAAGUUGAAUACUUUGGCGAAGUGGGCACUGGGCUGGGUCCUACUCUUGAGUUCUAUACUCUUUUGAGCCAUGAUUUACAAAAGGUAGGACUCAACAUGUGGAGGUCAAAUUUUUCAGUGGAGAAACCUUCUAUGGAAAUUGAUAUUGAUGAACAGAAACAUGGAAAAAACAACAAUGGUUCUGAACUUGGUUAUGCUGCUGGCAGUGGGGACCUUGUCCAAGCUCCUCUUGGUUUGUUCCCUCGUCCAUGGCCUCCAAAUGCCGAUGCUUCUGAUGGGAGUCAGUUUUUUAAAGUCAUUGAGUACUUCCGGCUAGUUGGGCGUGUUAUGGCCAAGGCUCUUCAAGAUGGACGACUGUUGGACCUUCCUCUGUCCACAGCAUUUUACAAACUUAUACUUGGUCAAGAGCUUGAUUUGCAUGAUAUUAUUUCCUUCGACGCUGAGUUGGGGAGGACUUUGCAAGAAUUGCAUGUCCUUGUGUGUCGCAAACAAUAUCUAGAAUCCAAUGGUGUCAGUGGUAGUGCCAUUGCUGACUUACGUUUUCGUGGGGCUCCAAUUGAAGAUCUUUGUUUAGAUUUCACACUUCCUGGCUUUCCAGAUUAUGUGCUGAAAGGAGGAGAUGAAAAUGUUGAUAUUAACAACUUGGAAGAAUACAUAUCCUUGGUUGUUGAUGCAACAGUCAAGACUGGAAUCAUGCGGCAAUUGGAAGCAUUUAAGGCGGGUUUCAAUCAGGUAUUUGACAUCUUAUCUUUACAAAUAUUCACACCGUAUGAGUUGGACCAUCUACUUUGUGGGCGUAGAGAGAUGUGGGAGGCGGAAACACUUUCUGAUCACAUCAAAUUCGAUCAUGGUUACACCGCCAAGAGUCCUGCAAUUGUGAAUUUGCUUGAGAUUAUGGGAGAGUUCACACCUGAACAGCAGCGGGCCUUCUGCCAGUUUGUCACUGGUGCACCUAGGCUUCCACCGGGUGGUCUAGCAGUCUUAAAUCCGAAACUCACCAUUGUCAGAAAGCAUUCCUCCUCUCCAAGUAAUGCAGCAUCUAAUGGAACAGGGCCUUCAGAAUCAGCAGAUGAUGAUUUACCUAGUGUCAUGACAUGUGCUAAUUACUUGAAGCUUCCUCCUUACUCUACCAAGGAAAUCAUGUACAAGAAACUAGUCUAUGCAAUCAGUGAAGGGCAAGGAUCCUUUGAUUUGUCCUGAUGAGAUUUUGGGCUAACUCAUUUUACCUGUGUAUAUUACACCACAACAAUCCGGGUCAUUUCCCCUUGCCUUCUGGGAUAAUUUUGAUGUUGAAAUUGAAAAGUAGAGAGUCCUACUUGCUAAAUAAUAAAAGGCUUCUUUUGGUGACCUCGUAAGCUCUAGUGCCUUUAUCAAGGUUAGUUGGACAACAACCACAUUCUUAUAAGAGGCUGUAAAGGAAAAUCCACAAGCACUUUUUUUCUUUUUCAUGUCUUUCUUUUCCGGCUGCAUUGCAGGAGUUGCUGCUUGUAAAUAAAAUAGGAAUUUAUGGGUUUUAUUUUUCGUUCUUUUUUUCUUUGGUCAACUCACUUGGCUGGUAGAAUAUACAUGUAUUUGCAUAAAUGAUGAAAGGGAAGAAAGAGCCAACAUUUGAAAUA
Molecule: messenger RNA, 6497 nt
Organism: Humulus lupulus (European hop)
Lineage: Eukaryota; Viridiplantae; Streptophyta; Magnoliopsida; Rosales; Cannabaceae
Product: E3 ubiquitin-protein ligase UPL3
Exons: 18
Coding region: 376-6081 (1901 amino acids)
Biological process (GO): protein polyubiquitination; proteasome-mediated ubiquitin-dependent protein catabolic process
Molecular function (GO): ubiquitin protein ligase activity; protein binding
Source: RefSeq, a predicted model, not a curated record